Molecule: messenger RNA, 1161 nt
Organism: Lachancea mirantina
Lineage: Eukaryota; Fungi; Ascomycota; Saccharomycetes; Saccharomycetales; Saccharomycetaceae
Source: the annotation of a GenBank genome assembly
AUGGUGACUUUUGCCGGUAAAUUGGUGCUUGCCCCAAUGGUGAGGGCCGGAGAGCUUCCCACGCGACUUUUGGCGCUCAAAUACGGUGCCGACCUCGUUUGGUCGCCGGAAAUCAUCGAUAAGAAACUUCUGCAAUGUACAAGGCAAGUGAACGACACCUUGAAGACGAUAGACUUUGUAGUUCCAUCCGUUAAGGACGGAAAGCCACCGACGGUAGUGUUCCGCACAUUUGCAGAGCUUGAGCGAGGCAAAAUUAUUUUCCAAAUGGGGACAUCGACGCCGUCGCUCGCUGUAGAAGCAGCUCGCAAAGUUAUACAAGACGUCGAUGGCAUCGACAUCAACGCCGGUUGCCCGAAGCAUUUUUCGAUUCAUGCAGGAAUGGGGGCCGCUUUAUUGCAGACUCCAGAUGUGCUUUGCAAAAUCCUCACGUCGCUUGUAGAGCAGAUUGGGAAGCCGAACAGUAAACCCAUCAGCGUGAAAAUACGGAUCUUGGACUCAGAAGAUCUGACUUUGAAAUUAGUGAGGAGGCUAUGUGCCACAGGCAUCAGUAACUUAACUGUGCAUUGCAGAACCACGCCAAUGAGAAACCGACAAGCUCCGAUCAGAGAUUAUCUGCCCCGCAUUUACGAGAUUUGUCAAGCACACGGUGUAAGUCUUAUCAUGAACGGUGCCCUUCAGAACCGUUUGCAUUUCUAUGAAAUUCGCAAGGAAAUGGGACUCCCCACCGAUAUUGGCGGUAUGAUGGCAGACUGCGCCGAAGAGAAUCCAACCGUUUUCAGUGAAACCCCUCUACGCUGGUUCCAUGUGGUGAAAAAUUACUUGGAAAUAGCACAUCAGUUCGAUCAUAAUGUGAGCAAUGUCAAAUACAUGCUAACACGUAUGACACCUGGCAAGUCCAAAUUUUACCAGUUUUUUACUCGUUGCAAAACAAUGCGGGAAGUUGACCAUGUUGCAGCCCAAUUGAGUGACGAGGGAACUAUGGUCUGCGAUCCGACGCUUUUUCUGGACCAAUGUCGUCAACAAGAGAAAGAGGCUAAGAAUAGGGCAAAUCAAGCGCAUUCACAAGACGGCAAGCAUAAUGCGAAUUCGAAUUUCCAAAAAAGGCAUCUUCUUGAUACCAGGGAUAGCGAUUUGAGUCAAUCUAAGAAAUCAAAGCAUUAG